UCAUUCAUAUGAAGGAGCCUAGCUCCUCUCUCAUUUGCUGGUGGAUGGAAUCCUGAUGAGCACAUUAAUAUGAAGGAUGAAUUAUAAGCUAUGAUAUCAGCCUCUCCCACUCUCUCUCUCUCUCUCUCUCUCCGAGCAAAUCCCCUUCCUGAAGCACAACCCAAGUUUUUCAUAAUCAUCCAGCCAAAAGAAAUUAUCAUAAAUGGAGGAAAUUGUACUAAAUAGUACAUCCCUCAUGUCAAGUUUCACAUACAAGUCUCUUUCCCCCAUCAUUUAUAUAAACUAAUACAAAUAUUGAUCAAAAAGUAUCUGGUUAUUAUUGGAUUAGUGCAUUAAUGCAGCACUUUAUGGGGCUUUCUUAUUAUCGCUGCUGUGCUGCUGUCCAUGGUGCUGAACUGGUGGGCUGAUUCCGGUUACAGGGACCAUGUAUGCUCAAUGACAGGAACACACACACACACACACACACACACACACACACACACACUGGAGGGCGGGAUUAUCCUGCAGUCAGCACCAAACAGAGUUGAGCUACAACAAACCAGAAGGUGUCCAGAAGAGCGCCGCUGUCGCUGUUUUUUUCCCAACAACUUUUUGUUUUAUGUAUAUUAGAUAUAGAUUAAGGCUAUUUCCACAGUUUUCCUCUCGACCUUGUUUUUUUCUCUUUAACUCUUCAACUGUAUUACUGACUAAACAGCAACAUCCAGUAAUCCUCUCCUGCGCCCUCGACAUGGAAACAUCCAAACUCAGUGAACCAGGUCUCAUGCGCGUAGCUUAGGGGAAAGUGUCCCGAAACCUGCACAGUUAUCCGACUGCACAAGUAUAGCGCAGGUUGCAGAAGAUGUGCACAAAAGCUGAGUUUCCUUCGGCCGAGUGGAUCCACACUAAGAUAAGACGUCGGGAGAAAGUUUUCAACAGUUUCUAAACUGCUCUGUUACCGCUGGAGGACUCCUCGGCGUGGAGGAGGAGGAGGAGGAAGAGGAGGAGGAGGCCGGGCCGACAUGAGGCUGUGUAACCGGGGUGUGAUGAUGCUGCUGACCACGGCGGGGGCUUUCUGCGCCUUCAGCCUCAUGACCAUCGCCGUGGGAACGGACUACUGGCUGUACUCCCGAGGGAUGUGCCGCUCCAAGAGCCAGAACGACAACGAGACCGUCCGCAAGAACGAGGAGGUCCUGACCCACUCCGGUCUGUGGAGGACCUGCUGCACCGAGGGGACAUUUCGGGGCGUCUGCAAAGACAUUGAUCACUUUGCUGAAGAUGCCGACUAUGAGCAGGAUGCGGCAGAGUAUUUACUACGAGCGGUACGAGCCUCCAGCCUCUUCCCCAUCCUCAGUGUGGGAUUGUUAUUUCUCGGAGGUGUGUGUGUAGCUGCCAGCGAGUUCUACAAGUCACGCUACAAUGUCAUCCUCAGUGCGGGUAUACUCUUUGUCUCUGCAGGUCUCAGUAACAUAAUUGGCAUCAUUGUGUACAUAUCAGCCAAUUCAGGUGACCCCAGCCAGAGUGACAACAAGAAGAGCUACUCCUACGGCUGGUCUUUUUACUUUGGAGCUCUGUCCUUUGUGCUGGCUGAGAUGGUGGGCGUCCUGGCAGUGCACGUGUUCAUAGAAAAACACAGACAGCUGCGCACCAAAGGCCGGCCUUCUCUCAUAAAGCCUCCCAUCUCCCGCAGCUCAUCUUACUACCGCAACCGCUACUACCAGAACCGCUCCCGCCGAUACAGUUACAGGAGCAACCACAGUGCAGGGGACUCCUUUCGAGCAUCCAUGGUGCGAGACCGAGAGCCGUCCAUCUCCGCUGAAUCCAAAGUCAUGGCAGGUUUGCCAACAUCAGUGACAGUGGGGUCAGAGUUCAUGCUCUACACCUUAGCCUCGCCUCUCAAAGACGGUAAGAUUGACAUGGCUGUGGAUGAUUUAACCAAUGCAGCUGCUCACAACAACACAGACAUGCUGCCUGGAAACUGUGCUGCCAACAGAAGGACCACGCCUGUCUGAGAGGAGAGGAACGGGAGGAGGGAGAUGUGCAGUGAUUAAACACAAGAGGGACUUCUGUAAGAGAAACAUUAAAUAAGAGAAAAUCCUCUGACAUUCUUAGUAAAGAAAAAGGAAAGACUUUGGAAACUGGAAUAGGUCUGCAUCGAGUAAUCUGUUGAUUAUAUUUUUGAUUAGUUGCUGUGAAAAAAGGAAUUGUCAAAAAAUAGUGAAAAACAAAAAACACAAUCACAGUUUCCCAGAGCCCAGUGUGAUGUCUCCAAAUUGCUUGUUUUGUCUGACCAGCAGUCCACAAUCCAUAUUCUAUGAAAUGGAUAGAUAUUCCAUUUACAAUUAUGUAAAUGAAGCAAAACCUUGUGUUUGAGAAGCUGAAAUAUAACUCAAUUAUCAAUCAAAUAAUCAAUCGCCUAAUUAUUCCAGCUCCAAAUUUAAGUAAGAUUUACUGCUGACAAGCUCUAAGAAAAAAACGAGAUGAACACAAUUUUGAGAUCCAAUAUGGUUUGUGCUCUUUGUAUGUCAUUCUGCUAUGCUAUUACAGUAGUUAUAGCUACAGUAAAUCUGUAGUGUGUGCGAAUUAGUGUGUAUAGUAAAAGGCAUGUGUGUAUGACAGUCAGCAGAGAGAGACAGAAAGGAAGGGGCUGUUCUAGAAAAUAAGAAACUAUCACACAUAAACACACGUGGGAAUGACAUGACUAACUAUGGCCUGUUCCUGUCCUGCUUUUUGGUGGACCUAAGCUCAAAAUGGAAACCCCAUUAAAUGCGUUGGAACUGACUCUUACUGUCUCUCACUGUGUCUGUUUGUGUGUCCGAGUGUGUAUUGCGUAAGCAUGUGAGCAUUAAGUGUAACAAAAUGUUCUGCCCUUGCAGUUAUGUCCUACCUAUGUGAGUCUCUGUUUACAUCAAAUAAAGCAUAUAAAUGAACACAA
Messenger RNA from Dicentrarchus labrax (European seabass), 2911 nucleotides. It is a transcript of the gene cacng3a, whose product is annotated as calcium channel, voltage-dependent, gamma subunit 3a. The coding region runs from base 999 to 1988 and encodes 329 amino acids. Gene Ontology annotation, molecular function: channel regulator activity; voltage-gated calcium channel activity. Gene Ontology annotation, biological process: transmission of nerve impulse; neurotransmitter receptor internalization; regulation of AMPA receptor activity. The record is from RefSeq and is a predicted model, not a curated record. NCBI's taxonomy places the organism in Eukaryota, Metazoa, Chordata, Actinopteri, Moronidae. Gene Ontology annotation, cellular component: AMPA glutamate receptor complex; postsynaptic density membrane. The transcript has 4 exons.